Molecule: messenger RNA, 5191 nt
Organism: Doryrhamphus excisus (bluestripe pipefish)
Lineage: Eukaryota; Metazoa; Chordata; Actinopteri; Syngnathiformes; Syngnathidae
Gene: c2cd2
Product: C2 calcium dependent domain containing 2
Source: RefSeq, a predicted model, not a curated record
AAUUUCCCAGUGCUGCGGUGCAAUAAAAUGGUGUGCAGCAAAGAUAGCAUUGCUUCCUCAACCUGCCUGGCCUCCACCGUCACUUCGAGAAGCUCGGAUCGACAAUUCAUUUUUAAGCCCGCUGUCAACAGAGUAACGGCAAUAAGUCGAGAUGGUAGUGGUGAUGGCGUCUGUUAAACAAGCUAGUUAGCCACUGCUAUGACAUGCGGGUCCAACCAUUUGCGUAUUAUUAUAUUAUUAUUAUUGUUACAACUUGUGUUGUGUGAAGACGCCUAAACUUAAAAACCUAAACCUAAGUAAAUCGUUAUAUUGUAACAGCAACAAGCUAGCUAGCUAGCUAAAUGUUUGCUUCGAAAGGAACCGGAAAAAACAAUGAUGACGUCAGCGGUAGGCUUCUACGGCAACCCACACUGUUCAAAAAUGCUACAUAAUAAACAGCUACCACAAAUGUAAAAAUUAAUAAUUACAAUUAUUUUGUAGCUACACGACAGUGAGUUUGGGAUUUUAUGACUAAAAACUAUCACAAAUGUAUUUAGAAGUAGUUUUUUUAACAUAUAUACAACAUAAACUAUCGUUGAACUGUAUGGCGCGGUGCAUUGUGGGAGUUACAGUUUGUGCCACAUAUCCUCCUUCAGAAGAGUAACUUCUCGUACAAUUGACCGCACACAAAAACCUCCUCCAGCGGCGGACUUUUUAUUUAUUUUUUAAUUUUUUUGUUCUCAUGUUCUCCUGGGAACUUUCUUUUUUUCAAAAUUAGACAUUGUCCAGCGACGCCGGACUGCUUGGCUUCGGAUACAAUUCCUUUUUUGGGGAACUUUGUGAGCUCGUCCUGCCAAUGAGCUUGGUUGCGCGAGCCUCAGCGGGGAUUAGCCAAAUAAGCUAACUAACGAAUUGAAUUGAAUUAUUAUGCAGACGUUUCUCACAAACUACAUUUAAUUAUUCCGCAAGUGUCCUAAAUAGCUGUGGUAAUUUAAAGUUGGACAAUUAUACAUUGACUGAUGUAGCUUCUGGCACCAACAUGGGAAAGACACAUCAUUUGUUUGGGUGGUUGACGUCAUUAUGGUUAUUAGUUACGACCAGUAAUUGAGUUAUUUUUAAUUAUAUGGCGAAAUCGCUAAUCUGAGAAUGAGAGGGACAUUCUUAGCGGAGUAGUACUCUUUGCUUUUUCUUCGUCAAAACAUGUCCGACGCGCAAAGUUCCGCUUCAUAUUUUGCUGUGGAUGAUCUGCAGUGGCUAUGUAUGGUCACACUUUUUAUCGCAUCCCUGGUUACACUGAUACUGUAUUUGGCACAGUAUUUCCAACUAAGGGCAACGGGAUCGGAGGAGACGGUAGCAGAGGACAAUGCGGCGAAGGAGGAAGCCGCCUCUCUGCUGGGAUGGGCGCUGUCACUGGCUAGCUGGAAAAGUCAGUGGAGGGGAGCGUGGUGCAAAGCUUUGAAUGCGCAAGCAAGGGAGAUAUCAUCCGGGAGUCCAUAUCUUUUGACGUUUGAUGAAAAUGAUCUUGAAGCAUCAGAGUUUGUUGUCCGAGAAUUGUCCCACUGCAAGAAGUCUGCCCAACAUAAGGCCGCUCGCUGCAGCGUCGUCAGCGACAAGCUGCAGUUCACCCUCCACGCCUCCGCAGCCACAUCGUCUUCUGCUGAUCCUGAUAAAUACACAGCCUGCAUUUCACCGCUGGAGCUGCAGCUUGAGUUACUGAUGCGGGAAGCUGACGAUGAGGUCAAAGUGAGCUGGGGGGUUUCUCACCUGGAGACGGACGGGCUGCAGGUGACGCCCAGUUCUUCACAGGACAAUGUCAGCACUUCCUGCGUGGCGGCGGUGAGGGAGGAGUUGAAGCGAGUGCUGUGUGCGGCUUGUCCCUCCGUUUUAUUGAGCUGCAAGCCUGCUCAGGUCUCCGAGGUCAAGUUUGUCCUCCAGGAAAGCUGCAAUCGAGUGUUUUCACCCCCCAAACCUCCUCGUGCCCACGACUGGAAGCUGCUGGUGAAAAACAUUCGCGCAGAGCUCAAUCUGCAGGAAGAUGUUGCAGGCAGCAUCAACCCUGUAUGCGUCCUGCAGUUAGAUGACCCUCCACAGAAGUUUAACACGUCUGUUAUGAAGAACACAUCCACUCCUGCCUGGGAUCAUCCUUUUGUUUUUGAACUGAACGGACGAUCGAAGGAGCUCAUUAUCCAGUUGAUGAAUGAUGGUAGUCCGCAAGAAGAUAGCCUUCUGGGCGAGGUGUCGGUGCCUUUCGACCUCGUUAAAAAGCAGCCCAAGGGACAGCAGACCUUUUCCCUCAUCACCAAAGAUGUCACGACAGGAUCCCUUACUACUGAUUUUACCUACUUGGAUCCAAACGAGGUGCGGUCGUGGCAGCCCCCGACCCCGGCCUCCACCAAGAGGGUGGAGAUGGACCGUACAGUCAUGCCCUGCGGAACGGUGGUCACCACCAUCACUGCGGUCAAGAGCAAACCGGGUCGACCGCUCCCUCCUGGACUCAGCAUAGAUUCCUCACAAAAAGCACUGGCCAGCAAGCCGAAGAUUUCGGAGCGACGCGUUUCAGAGCAGACGCCCGUGCUGGGAGCGACAGUCAGCAAAGUCUUGUCGUCUUCGGACACCGAGUUACUGAUGCUUAAUGGCACCGACCCGGUGGCUGAGGCCGCCAUCAAACAACUCCACCAGUCCGCCAAGCAGAAGCUCAGGUCGCCGGUGAAGAAGAGUACCAUUAUCAUCUCCGGGAUUGCAAAAACGCCGUUGUCGCAGGACGACGAGCUGGCCCUCAUGGCAGGCUACGCUGCUGCAAUGGAUGCCUCCAUGUCCAAUGGAGGCUCCACUCAGGAUGUGACCGCGGCGAUCCUCUCAGGGACCAGCAGCAGCCCUCCAGAGGUGUCGGAACACGAGGAAGGGCCCAGCGGAGCGGGAUGCCCCCGGGAAGACUGGGAGAGCCACGCCGGAGAGGACUUGAACCAUACCUCGCUCUCCAUGUGUGUGUCAGAGGUCAGCUGCAAAAAGAGAAGAGGCAGUUUCCUACAGAAGAGCGCCAAGCUCUUCUUCCGGCGGCGACACCAACGCAAGGACCCCGGGAUGAGCCAGUCGCACAAUGACUUAGUUUACCUGGAAUCUCCGGCCGUGGUGGAGCGGGCCAGCAAAACGGCCACGCUUAGCCGCAUGCUGAGCCGCAAGAGCAAGGGCAAAGCCAACGGCUCUACCUCCAACGGACAACCGAAUGUGUGACGCCUCCACAGCCCGCCACCAACCACCUCAUUCUAUAGACCAUAAUAACCACCAUCUGAGUUGGGGUAUUUCCGAGGAUAUUUUAUUUUUACCUGUCUACUCAGUUUUUUGGUUUGAUGCAGCAUUUUUUGUGUGCGUGUGGCCUUGAUCCAGACUCAUGCGGACCUCAUGCGUCUUUUACCUCGCUGAUGCGGAAUUUAAAGGAUUUAUUCCAAAUACCGUAUUUUCCGGACUAUGUCGCAGUUUUUCUACUAGGUUGGCUGUUCCUGCGACUUAUACUCCAGAGUGACUUAUAAAUGAAAAAAAAAAUGUUUUUGUUACAUAAACACUGGACACUUUAUUUGCCUUCCAAGAGGACGUAAUGUCUGUUUUGGUCAAGUAAAUAAAGUAAAUAAAUUACCCGCAAAAAAAUGCAACUUAUACUCCAGUGCGACUAAUCUAUGUUUUUUUUUUUUUUACCUAAUUAUGCAUUUUUGGCCUUGUGCGACUUAUACUCCGGAGCGACUUAUAGUCCAGAAAAUACGGUCAAUGAUCCCUUGGCUGGAGUCUGUCUAUAGUGUCCUAACUCUAAAAGAGCUACUAUCCACUCACCAACAUGUGGAUGCUUUGUUUGGGUACACCAUUCCUACCGAGAAGCUAUUUUUUGGGGGGGAAAAAUGCAUUAUGGCUUUAAUGCAUUUACUUCGCUGAUGCGGAAUUUAAAGGAUAAACAAUCCUCGGUGUGAACCGCAGUUUUCCUACGGUGGAUCAACAGGACCAAAGAUGAAGAUAAAUGGUGGUAUUUGUACGCUUUGCACAACUCCAGUACCUUUUUUUUUCCCCAUUUCCAGUGCAAUGACUGGAGCUGCUGGUGUGAUGAUAGACUCUUCUGUUGUUCCGAAUAUACACAAAGGGAGGUCAUGUGACUACUUCUGGACAAGUUGUUGUAUUUAUUCCUAUCCAAUACAUUGGCUGCGUGUGUGUGAGUGAUACUGUAUGCACAUACAGUACGAAUAUCAAGGAAACAGCCAUGUCGAAUGAAUGGGAAUGAAAUGCAUUAUUCAUUAAGAAAUAUCAUUUCUUAAUGACACAAUAUUCAUUACAUUUCACAAUUUCAUUGUGAAAUAUCAAAAAUCGGUGUCGAAAAUAUUAUUCAUUAAGAAAUAUAAUUUCUUAACAACACAAUAUUCAUUACAUUUCACAAUAUUCAUUGUGAAAUAUCAAAAAUCGGUGUCGAAAGUAUUAUUCAUUAAGAAAUAUCAUUUCUUAACGACACAAUAUUCAUUACAUUUCACAAUAUUCAUUGUGAAAUAUCAAAAAUCGGUGUCAAAAAUAUCAAAGAUAAAGACACUGUUGAUAAUGUGAGAUUUUUAUUAACAAUAUGUUUUGGAAAUAGUCAUCAAAGUCUUCCUGAAUGAUGUUUAAAUGACCUUUUUUGACCUCUGACACAAUUAGUCCCGCUUGUUGUGUUUUGCACAAAGUCGUUUUACCCUCCGAUUCCUGUAUGUAACAUUGCAUUGUUUUUUAUCGUCACGUGUCAUUGAACACGUGCAAACAUACAUGAUUGUAUUGUUUUUUUGUUGUUGUCAGAGUGCAACUACUGUACCUUCUGUUUCCUCGUUCCGCAGUACUACCACGGGAUGACGUAAAAAAAAGUGAUUGCCUUACAGUAGUUCUUCAGUACAUGCUGCCCACGUGUGCUACAAAACAAGCUUUUUGGGUGGAGAACGUCUGUUUUUUCCCCCGACGCCACCCACGAUGCCUCAUCUGAACGCCUAUAUACGGAAAAGUAGAAAAACUCCUACAGGUAUUUCAGCGUUUACACUAUUGGAUAUACCUGUUCGUCGCAACACUCCUCCAUUUUACCGGCUCUUCUCUUCCAUCACUGAUGUUUAUUUACAAUAACAGACUGUUAAGAAUUGUGCAGUACAGUUUGUAGUAACGCAUAUUUACACUGUGCAAUUCUAAAGUAUUCAGUAAACUCAAGGGCUAUUGAAGAUUU